AUGGCACUCACCCGCCCGCUCCCUCCGCUGUGGCAGACCCUGCUGCCCGGCCUCAAUGGCCCAAUGCGGCCUAUCCUCAACACGCCUUUCCUGCAACGCCUAUCACAGCCUUUCGGCGCAACCAACACACCAUUCGGCGCACUCGCGAUACCGUCACUUUCACUCCCCUCAAUACCGUCACUAUCCGAUAUCUGGGACGGCAUACUCAAUGCGGUGCCCAAGAAGAAGACGUCAUACCGCAAGAAGCGCCAACGGUUCAUGGCGGGCAAGGGCCUGAAGGACAUCACAUCGCUAAAUACAUGUUCUGGGUGUGGAAGAGUUAAGCGCCUGCACAUCUUGUGUCCAUACUGUGUGGAUGCCAUCAAGACCACCAUCUUCGGCCAGCUCAACUGGGCCAUCCGCCGACCGACCGACAAGCAAGCAAAGGUGAUGAAGAGGGAAAAGCGCGAAGAGGCGCAGCGAAUGCGGACGCUAGAGCCCGACCAAAGGAAGGCGAAGGAAGAGGCAGUAAUGAAACACACGGGCUGGAAGAGAUGA
Molecule: messenger RNA, 537 nt
Organism: Alternaria metachromatica
Lineage: Eukaryota; Fungi; Ascomycota; Dothideomycetes; Pleosporales; Pleosporaceae
Exons: 2
Coding region: 1-537 (178 amino acids)
Biological process (GO): translation
Cellular component (GO): mitochondrial large ribosomal subunit
Molecular function (GO): structural constituent of ribosome
Source: RefSeq, a predicted model, not a curated record